CGAGAGUAUUAAAUGAGAAAACAUAUAAAUAAGUCCAGAACUUACUAGAAGAUUUCUGAAGAUUAGAAACAAAAACUCUUGAAAUUAGUUUGCUUUUUUGGAUUUAAAAUAAAGGAUGUAUAUUAUCUAAUAAUUUACAAAUAGGCAGCUAAAUAAUUGAAUAUCAAGUAUGCGGCAGCCAAAACAUAUAUGAUUUUCCAUAGGAACAAUGUUAUGAUGUCUAAACAUUCAAUAAAUUCGGAAUAAGAAUGUUAGAUUGCACCACUUUCAUUAAAAAAGUGCAAGUUGACAAUUAUAUCGAAAAUAGGUGGAGACGUGGUUAAAUCACUUUAAUUUGAGUACCCUAUGAUCAAAUAAGAAUGA
This is a messenger RNA of Paramecium octaurelia, 363 nucleotides long. The record is from the annotation of a GenBank genome assembly. Lineage: Eukaryota; Ciliophora; Oligohymenophorea; Peniculida; Parameciidae.